Messenger RNA from Cadophora gregata, 1987 nucleotides. RefSeq lists its product as uncharacterized. NCBI's taxonomy places the organism in Eukaryota, Fungi, Ascomycota, Leotiomycetes, Helotiales, Ploettnerulaceae. The transcript has 5 exons. The record is from RefSeq and is a predicted model, not a curated record. Gene Ontology annotation, molecular function: oxidoreductase activity. Bases 386 to 1858 code for a protein of 490 amino acids.
GGGGGGGAGAGUACUGGACUGUACCCCGCAUUGUGAAAGGGGGGUGAAGUGGGGUAUGUUUGGCGCUGCUUACAUAUCCCCUCGACUUCACUUGGCCUGGACCAAAGCUGACGGCUGGACAGCGAGCUCUGGCCACCGCUUUUUAUAAGCACUGCGACAUGGAGCGAUCCUGUCGGGUCAGACAGAGAUGUGGAUUACUUGAUACAUUCUGGUAGCCGCAGCUUAUUGGCACACGGUAUGGAAAAUCGACCAUGCCUGCACAUCGUGGACGUGAUAAUUUACGUCAUCUCCAAAGGCAACGCGAUGAGAGACUGCAAUUCGGGGUCUGGUGGGGUUGCCAUCAAUGUAGCUUCGACUGACAGCUUACGAUAUUUAAAGCCUAUAGAUGCUCGCCAGAAGUUUUCGAGUACCACCGUCGACAAGAUCAUUGGCUAAAUACCUCAUUACAAAAACAUCACAAGCAACAAGCUCCAGCUUCCAGGAGUGGCGAGGACUAUUAAUGUCUAAAUACAACAUGGCUUCACCAAGCAAGAUCCACCUGACACCUGAGAAUACUGGUUAUUUCAAGUUCAAGACUCAAGACUCUGAGACCGCCGCCAAAAUUUCUGAGCUUCUCCAGGAGAAUCACGAGCAACACCAUAUCUUCUUCAACCAUGAAGGAUUUCACAAUCAUAUUGUCCAUCAUCUACUCAGUCUUUACGGUGUCGGGGCCUCAGCCCAAGUCAUUGAGAAGCACUACAAAAACAAUGCGUCCUACCAACGCCCCCCCGUGCCGCUGGAGCAGCGCGUGGUGCAGGACAUGAGCAAUCCCGACCAUUUUCAGAAAUACCUUGGAGAUGAGAAGUACUAUCAUGACUUUCUUGUUUUCUUUCAAAAUGAGAUGGAAAGCAGAGGCUUCGAAAAAGUACUUGACGAUUAUUUGUUUGCUGGGAAUGAAAAGGCUGAUGAUUUGCUGGGAAGGAUGUACGGGGGUUUCUUCCAUCCCAUAAUCCACCUAGGAUUUGGUCUCGAGUUCCAGCAACCAGCAAUCAUUGCGGAAGCCUUGGCCCAAGCAGCAGUCCACGACAACUGGACAGGCAAAUACCUCCUUCGUACUGAAGCAGCAGCUAAAUCUAACCCCAAUCUCUCACUUGACACCAAACUUGUAGACCUACUCGAUGAAAUAUAUGCCGACAACAAGCUGGCUAACUCGGCUCACAUCGAUGAUGCCAAUAAAGUCCGCGAUGGAGUUCUCGUUCGUGCCCCAGAGGAAAUGAUUCGGAUUGCGAGCAAGUGGGUAGUUACACCCGAGACGCUGGGCAAAAAGACAGCUGAGAUGACGAACGCUGCCAUCUUCUUUACGGUUGCUGCUCAGAGACCCCCAAAGCAGGUCAAAUUCGACUUCUUCUACAUGCACUGCACCAACACUUCAAUAUUCUACCCCACUUUCAACUCGAUUACUUUCCUGAGUGCUGCGAACAAGGUCAGAUUGCUGCAAUGGAAAGCCUAUGUCGAUCUUGCACUCUACACAUCGCGAGGCACAGCAGCUCUCCAUCUUUCCGAAAUCUCUCUUUACACGCCCAAAAAGCUCGAGGCCGGGGACGCAGAAUGGGAGGGCAUUUUCCAGCGUCUGACCGAGUUUGCUGACGAUGGCCAUGCCGUUAAAUUUGGUAGAGCCGUUGCGAAUGCCGAGAGGUUGUGUCAGCCAUAUGAGAAGGCUGGAGAGGGAGUUGGAGUCCUCCAUAGUUUCAUGUGGCAGAAGAUCGGUAACAUGAUUGUUGACAGCGUUGAGGAUACGGGAGCUACUUGGGCAAGGAAUGUUGGGUGGGCUGAGGCUUGGAAAGACUACGAGGAUCGUCCGAGGAUGUCGCAGCUGUGAAUUGGAUUUGUCAGAUGACAAGUCGCCCCAUACUGUAGUGUCAUUUUUCUUCAUUUCGUUCUCGCGCGAGUGUUUGGGUACAUAGUUGGUCGUUGACAUAAUCUGGAAUAUCAAUUAUGUUAUAAAAUC